AAUGCAGUUCGAUAUUUUACCAUGCAGAUUGCUCACCCUCAAGCUGUGGGAUUUCUGUCACCGCUUCAGCAUGAGCUGCUGCUGAAAUCUGUCCCGUCCGCUGCUGUGUGCUCCCGAGUGCCCCUUGUGCUGGGCCCUGUGAUACCUGACUCAAGCCAUCGUGAAACUAUGUGGAAAUGGGGUAGUGGAGAUGAUUCUCCUUCCAAAACAGCAGCUGCAGGCUCACAAGAUGCAAGAAGCAUGUCGGUGACAGAUUUGACUGAACAGCUGACAAGUACUGAACAGCUGGUAACGCAGCUAAAGGAGCUUGUCAGAGAGAAGGAUGCGGAGCUUCGAAAUAAAGAUCUUCAGUUAAAGGAGGAGAAGGAAUCUGCUGAUGCCAAACUUUCCAAGUUGAAGCUGCAAAACAAAGCCAAGGUUGCAUCAUUGACCUCACAGUUGGAAGAACUGAAGAAACAGUUAUCAGUAUCAGGAGGCUUAGAGGCAAAAGCAGAACAAAAAAAGGCAUCAAAAGAUGGUGAUCAGGAAAAUGCUGCGGCAAAUCGUGGGAAAAUAUUGGUACUGAGAAGGAGAAUUGAAGAACUAGAAUCCCAGAUCACACAAAAAAAUGAAGAGUUACAAAAAAAGAGUGUUGAACUGGAGGCUCAGCGCUGUCGUGGGGCUGAAAUGGAUGCCAUGCUGGCAGAGAAAGAAAAGAGGCUAGCUGAAAGAGAUGCUUAUAUCAUCGAUUUACAGAUAGCGUGUGGAUCAAGUGGUGUUGCCAAUGAUAUACCCUUGCCCAAUGAAGAAUUGAAGAAUCAGCUGGCCGUUAAAGAGUCAUCACUACAAAGCAUGCAGAUUCUAGUUCAGAACCUUACCAAGAAGGUUGGAGACAGUGAAGAAAAAUGUAGCUUGUUCCAGGAACAGAUUGAGAGUCUUAAAAAUAUUCAGAGCAAAGAAAGAGAGCGUUUCCAAGGAAAAGAAGCUACAUAUAUGGAAAAUGUACGUGUGUUUCAAAAUAUUAUCCAGGAAAAGGAAAAGGAACUGGAAGCACAGAGAGAAAAGCAUGAGCAGGAGCUCUUUAAAUUAGCUGCUAAAUCUGAUGCCAGUGCUGACCUAGAACAGCUACUAAAGGCCUUGAAACAGAAGCUCCAUGAAAAGGAAGAAGUCAUGCUGGGAAGGACACAGGUGAUAGAUGUCUUGCAAAAAGAACUGGAUGCCAAGGACCAGCAAUUGAAAGAGAUUAAUGAAAACCUGAAACGUCUUCUGUCUGAAAAAGAAAACCUCCAGUCUAAACUGGAUGCUGAGAAACAUGUAAUGAGAGCCCAGUUAAGAGACAUGAUGGAGAAACACGAGCUUGAAAUGACAAAAGUUAGGGAGAAAUAUAAUGCUGAACUGCAUGAAAUUCAAGAGAAACAUGAAACUGAGCUGCAAGAGAAAGAUCAGGCCCUGUUUCAGCUUAAGAAACAAGUGGCAGAAUUAAGUGGUAGUGGACAGACUAACUCAAAAGAAGUUAGAGAUCCGGAGUCUAUAACCAAAGAGAAGAUGAAAGAUUUAGAAGUACAAGUGAAAUUGAAAAUGGAAGAGGCCAGCAAAUCUGAAGCAAAGUUUCUGAAAAUGAAGGCUUGGUCUAAAUCAAGAAUCAAACAACUGGAGGAUGAACUAAAAAAUUUUUCAUCAAAGAAUAAUGAUGUAUCUGCCUUAAACAAUCGUGUCUCAGAAUUAGAAAUUGAAAAUGAAGAAUUACAGUCAAAACUGCAAUCGUUAUAUGAAAUCAGAACUCAAAAUGAAGAAUUGCUGACUAAGCUGGAAGUCUAUGAAGAGCAGCAAAGGAAAUUGCAAGCUGAUCUUGACCAAGUUACAAAAAGGGCAGCUUCACAGGCCAGUGAAUCAGGUAGUGUGGAUGAAUUGCAGAGUCAGCUCUUGGAAUGGCAAGAAAAUGUACCAGAGUCAGAGGAGUCCCAUGAUCAAGUCAGAGAAGAGAAAUCUGCUAUGGCCUUGAGAAUGGCUCAGAUUGAGGAGGAGAGAGAAGCCAUAGUCUCAGGGCAACAGGAGCUGGAGGAGGAACUGACCACAGUUCAAGGAAUGGGCAGGCUGCAGCAGGCAAGAAGAAAAAGCAAUCAGACCAGCAGGAAGGUUCAGGAAGAAUACAACUUUGAUAGAAAACAAUGCUUUCAAGAACUGAACGUCACCUUGGAUAGCACUGAUUCAGCUGAAGGAGAAAAUAUGGGAGGUUGGUGGCCAGAGUACACUUCACCUAAUGCAGUAGGUUUACGGAGUGUGGUUGAAGAGUUGGAAUUGGAAAGAAAUCAACUGCAGGAACAAAUUCUUUUUCUAGAAGAGCGUUGUCAGGAUUUGGAAGAUAGAUUGCAGCUUCAAGGUAGAAUGGAGGCUCUUCAGGUAACGUUUGGUGUAGAUGAAGAAGGGCAGCUAUUGAGGGCUGUACAGAAUGAAAAUGAACGUUUGCAAACUCAACUCGCCCAAUUACGCAACCAACAAAUGCGAGAUGCAGAAAAGCAUCAAAUUCUGAUCUCUGGCUUGAAUGAGCAGCUUAAAGGAUUAAGUGACAGAAAUAGCUUCCUUGAAACUUCACUUGGAGAAAAAGAACAAAAAUUGAGCACGAUCAAAUUCUGA
Molecule: messenger RNA, 2613 nt
Organism: Aptenodytes forsteri (emperor penguin)
Lineage: Eukaryota; Metazoa; Chordata; Aves; Sphenisciformes; Spheniscidae
Product: myosin-9-like
Exons: 20
Coding region: 22-2613 (863 amino acids)
Cellular component (GO): Golgi apparatus
Source: RefSeq, a predicted model, not a curated record